Molecule: messenger RNA, 1245 nt
Organism: Haliotis rufescens (red abalone)
Lineage: Eukaryota; Metazoa; Mollusca; Gastropoda; Lepetellida; Haliotidae
Exons: 7
Coding region: 84-1010 (308 amino acids)
Molecular function (GO): carbohydrate binding
Source: RefSeq, a predicted model, not a curated record
AGAACAUAUGAAUCACCUAAAGGCAGUAUUCCAAAAGAUAAAAGAAGCCGGACUGACUCUGAAACCAAGCAAAUGAAAUCAGAAUGUCGGUCAUGUGGAGCAUUGAAUUUGUCCUGGUUGUCUUGGCAAACUUGGUUGUGGAUUCCAAAAGCUUUCAUUCCUAUGAAGCGAAUCCAUUCAAAGCAGAGAACUUCGCUCCAAGCCUUUCCGCAGAGAAGGCAGACAAAGUCAUGACAGAGUUCCAAGAGAAAACUGAUGACAAGUUGAAUGAAUUGGAAGACGAAAUUAAGAACAGUCAGAGCCUGGCGGAGUCGAAAAUAACUAUCCUGGAGACAGAAAUGAAAAAACUUGCAAACGACACCAAGUCAGCUGUAGACAGCCAGCUGUCCAGUGUCAGGAAAGUGAUGGAUAAGAUAGCGGAGGUGUGCCCAAACCCGUUGUCCAUAAAAGGAGGAAAAGUACUGAAGUCGGCAGGACGCCUUGUUGGUGCCCAGGUGCAGUUCCAGUGUACCGAUGGCGUAAAGCUAGCAUUCACGUGUCUUGCGACGGGAGAAUGGGACACCAAAUCUCAGUGUUCACAGACAUAUUGGGAAAAUCCUCCACUUGGCGCGUACGAACUUCCCAGUACAUUUGGCCCCGGGUCAGCAGUGACGUUUAUUGCCGAGCCCUUGGGAACAGGACACAUGUGGUCCAUCUUUGACUUCAAGAAAAACGGAGAUGAUAAAGCGGACAUACUGUUACAUACGUCUAUCCGAACAAGGACAAGAACGAUAGUAAGAAACUCUCGUCAGAAUGGCCAUUACGGACGUGAAGAAAGGGCACAUCUGUCACCUUUCGACAUCAAAGUCGGACAACCCUUCAACUUCACUGCAGUCCUUGACAAAAUUGGAUAUACGGGAUAUGUCAAUGGUGAUCAUUACUUCGACUUCAAGCACAGAGUCAAGGAAAUGCCGCAAUACGUGGCACUUCGUGGACAGAUGAAGGUGAACAGCAUGAAAGUCCGGAUCUAGGAUACGUCCUGAAUAUUGAGGAAUCAAAAAGUUCUUUCUCCAUCACACAAUUUAUCUCUACAGCAGAAGUUUAGCUACAUAUGAAAAGUGUUUUUGUGUUUUUGUAAGAGAAAAUAUCAUCGAGGAGGAAAGUCUUAUGAUCUUAUAAAGUUACACCUAUAUUAAAUAUUCUUCACCACUUCACCGUAAAAUUUGCAUUAAGCAAUUAAAUCUUGUAAUGAGUGAGAAAACCUUA